GUUCUGUGAACAAGAUCAAUCACCAACAUUCGAUUGGACCUUACUGUGUUGAGCAAGAACUCCAAGAAAAUGGAGAGCUCAUUCCGCAAGAGUUGCUCGCUCUUGUCAGCCAGGGGCGUGUAUCUGGUUCUCCUGGUGUGGGGGUCCGUGUGUAGGGGGAGCCAGGGCGCCGACCCCGUGGUGGAGCUGGGGGUGGACGAGGAGACCAACGUCGGCAUCGAGCUGGGGAGUCUGGGGGACGAUUCGGUGCUCCCCCUGGGGCUGGACGCCUCCGUCAGGGGCUCGCUGAGGUACAGCCUGCUGCCUCAAGGUUACCCAAGGUCAUCGUUGUUCAGGGUGGAUGAAUACACCGGACAGGUGUUCACCAAAGAGAGAAUCGACAGAGAAAGCUUGUGCGGCUCGGAUAAAAAAUGCGACCUCGACCUCCAGGUCGCGGUCCAGUCGGCGGUCACCCAGUUCUUCAAGAAGGUCAAGGUCACGGUCAGGGUCGCGGACAUGAACGACAACGCGCCCCGCUUCCCCCGCCCCUCCAUUCAGCUGAACGUCAUGGAGAACGCCGCCGUUGGCACCACACUCCUCCUGGAGGCCGCCACCGACCUUGACAGUGACGUGUACGGGGUCAAGGAAUACGAGCUGACCCCGACCAGCGGCCCCUUUUAUGUCAACGCGAGUAAAGGCGAGGACGGCAGGAGCGUGGUGAGUCUCGUGCUGCGCCAGGAGCUGGACAGAGAGACCAGGUCGGUCAUCACCUUCACGCUGACCGCCAAAGAUGGCGGCCAGCCCCCUCUCUCCGGCACCGUGGCCAUUGUGGUCAACGUGGAGGACGUCAACGACAACGCUCCGGUCUUUGACAACUCUCUGUACAACGUCAGCCUGCCGGAGAUCGCCGCUAUCGGAACCAGAGUCAUCAUCGUGACAGCCACUGACCUUGACACCCCACCCUACGGGAUCAAGGAGUAUCGUUUUGCUUCAGUCAACCGUGAAGACGUGACGAAAUAUUUCGCUAUGAACUCGUCCACAGGGGAGAUGGUGGUGAGCGGGUCUUUGUUGGAGAAACAGGGCGAGACAUUCAGGAUAUUUGUAGAGUGCCUGGACAAAGGGUUACCGCCCCUGGUCUCUCGAGCGGAAGUGGAUGUGACGGUGGAGGACACAGUCAACAGUGCGCCAUCCAUCAACACCAACAUCAUGUUUGGCGGCUCUGUGUCGGAGUUGGCCCAAUCAGGUACAGUGGUGGCACUGAUUGACGUCAUAGACCGUGACGCAGGUCUCAACGGCAUCGUCUCCUGCUCCAUCGUCAGCGACGCCUUCGAGCUGCAGCCCCUGUCUAUCAACGAGUACAAGGUCAUCGUGGUCAAGCCCCUGGACAGGGAGGCCGAACCUGUGCACAACGUCACCAUUUUCUGUGAAGACGCCGGCAGUCCCCGGAUGUCUGAUUCUGUGAACUUCAUGAUCAAGGUGAAGGACGAAAACGACAACGCCCCCUACUUCACGGAGCAGGUGUACCAAAAGUCGGUGCCGGAAAACAACCGGCCCGGUCAGAUCGUUGUCAAAGUCUCCGCCAACGACAACGACAGCGGCGACAACGCCCGCAUCACCUACACCCUCAUCGACGCCCCGGAGCAGCUGAGAAUCGACCCCCGGGGCAACAUCAUCGCCGUGAAACCCCUGGACCACGAGACCCAGCCGGUGCUUAAGUUCAAGGUCAUGGCCAGCGACAACGGCGUCCCGCGGCUGUCGACGACGGCGGAUGUUCUUAUCGAAGUCACGGACAUCAACGACGAGGUCCCUGUCUUUGAGAAACCUUCCUACGUGUUUGAAGUGAUGGAGAACAUGCAGGAGAACACCACCGUCGGACAGCUGACCGCCACAGACAACGACAGCGGUGAGAACGGCGCCAUUUCCUACUCCAUCUCCCCCACCCUCACCCCUUUCCAAAUCCUCCCCAACGGUCUGAUCGUCGCCCGGGAAACGCUGGACCGCGAGCAGAGGUCAUCGUACAGCCUGACGGUCUACGCUGAAGAUCACGGCAAGCCGGCGCUGACCGGAAGUGCCAGUGUUUUGAUUAAAAUUGGCGACCAGAAUGACCACAAGCCCAGAAUCAUAUACCCACGUAGCGGGAACAGUACGGUUGCUGUAGCUUUUGAUGCCAAGCCUGGAGCGGUUGUGUUGAGUAUUCUCGCGGAGGAUGAAGACGACGGGUCGAACAAGGAACUCGAGUACCAUCUUGCCUCGAGUUCCGGACGCUCGAUGUUCGAACUAUCAAAAGUCAAAGGUGAUUUGAUUCUUAGUCGGGCUUUAACUUCCCAAGACGCAGGGCGUCAUAGGUUAACUGUUGUCGUCACCGACAAAAGCGCCACCUACCCGCUUGUAUCCAAUACCACAUUCGACGUCAUCAUAUUCGCGCCCAACGAAACCGAGGCUGCAGGGCGGGAUAAAGAGAAAGAGCACGUGAUGGUGGUCAUCAUCCUGGGCGUGGUCACCGGCAUCGUCACCGUCGCCGUCAUCAUCACCAUCGUCGUCAUCCGGCGCGCGGACAUCCAUCGCCGGAAGUACAUCCAGAGCCGGACCAAACCCCCGCCGGAUGUGGAGAGGCUGGAGACGGAGAAGGUCAGCGUGGGGUUCGUCAUCAGCAACACGGUGCAGGACGGAUCGAAAACGAGGGGGAACAAAGAUGGCGGGGAUGACGCGUCGCGUGACGUCACACAAGAUGAAGGAUUUGCGGACAAAUCGCUGAACUCUUCGCAAGGGUCAGGGACGACAGUGGAGCAAUCUGAUUGGUCAAAAGCUCUGAGACUUCACCAGGAUUUGCUGAAGCUCCAUGGCGUAGAUGCAGCGUUUCUAAUGCAGGCGUCAAAAGGAGAUGACGUCACGAGCGAUGGAUCUGGCGAGAGUACCACAUGUGACAGUGGGCGUGGCGGAAGUGAAGAGGAGAACGGAAGCCACGGGAGGGCGUCGCCCGUUAAUAAGGAUAUUUCUCUCUUCAACAACCUGAACAACCCCCCUCGACCACUCCGCCAACCCUCUGGUCCAAGGGUUGCCAACAUUCCACGCUCGGGACUUCCCCUGGCCUUGACCCGCCAGCAAGGUCAACCCCACGAGCUCAAGUCCCCCUCCCAGUCCAGCCGCUGCGGGGUCGGGCCCGUCAAACACGUGUCCUUCCGGGAAGAUUUCCGUGGCGAUUGGCCGGAGCUCCUUCCGCCCCAGGCCCGCGUCCAGCCAGUGUCCGGCGAAAGAUGGGGAUCUACAUUCGGAGUGGACGUCCACAAAGGCAAUCUUCGCGGGGACCUCAACGUCAACAUCGACCACAGCUUCGACACCGCGGACGACGGCAACAGCACCACCACCAGCGGGAGCUACACGGUCGAUGACCUCUCACCCCGGGGAAUCAAUCUACACAGUUAUCUCCCCGAGCAGGCCGUGGUCUGAUGGAACCGGAAGUGCGUCCAUCUCGCGGGGGAAACCCUCGUGGUCAACAUCAAAGUUAACGCCUCGUUUUGAAUACAAUGGUGGGAGUUUGUUUCACGUGGCUUUUGUUUAAUCGUGACACUUGCUAAACGUGACAAGCGUUUAACGUGGCAGUUAAACGUUCAACGUGACAAGCGUUUAACGUGACAUUUAUUCGUUCAACAAAAACAUCUGUUCAAAGUAAAAGCUUCUUGUAAUGACAGCAGCAUUUGUAGAAAUAUAGGAGAAUGCUAAAGCUCGUAUAGCUAGUCAAAAAUGCCACAUGUACUAAAAGUAAUCGAGAAAUCAAUAUUGACUAUUGAUUACUUGAAUUGAACUGGGAUUUAAUUCUCAAGCGUGAAGCAGAGAAACUGGGAUUAAAUUCUCAAGAAUACAGCGGAGAGAGGACACAUCUGUUGUUCGGGCUAUUCAACGCACACAAUCAUCUAAACACAAAGAUCUCGUGUUCUCCCAGGUAUUUGAACUCAGUCCGCAGUGAACUGAACUACCUCGGAUAUCUAACCCACUACCGCUAUCGCCACCAUCUCAACCAAAAUCACCAUAUCUACUUUGCAAUCAAAUUAUGCAAAAUAAAAAAUCAAAAGAUAUACAUUUUAAAUUUAUUAGUUUUGUGUUUUUAAUACUUACUACACCUCAAGUAAGUUUUAUGUCAACUAAACUUUAUACAAUUUAUGUCGGAAAUGUGGUCGGGAAUUGUUCCUAAGAUUUCCGAUGGACUGUAGUUCCCAAUACGACUCAAAUACAGGAAAUUAUCGACAAAUCAACUUUAUGAAAGUCAAUUAAAAAGAUGUAAACAAGAUAGGCCAAAUUUUGUAAAAAUGGGCUGCUGAAAACAUCGCACGCCUUGGGUAAAUAAAUUGUUAAUAUCGUAAAUACACCACGAUGUACGACCUAUUGCUGGUAUAUUUUAUCCUUUGGCGUGUUGUCCAUUUAAAUUGUCUAAAAAAUCAAAUAUUGUAAUAUACUGAUCAUUCACAAACAUGUAUAUCUAAGCUAACGAUGUUUUGCCAUUAAAUCGUUUAGCUAUACAGAAUUGAUGUCGAGACGUUAAAGCAAAAAAUACAUGUAUUAGAUUCUAUAUCCCAAGUGUGAAAAUGUAUAAAAAAAAAACCUUGACCAUACUUAAUAAAAUUACAAUACUUUAUUUAUAAACCCUAAUAAAUCUGCAAAGUCGAGUGAUAUCGAGCUAAAUUAAAUCUUUAUUUUUCGUUAAAUUCUAAAAACAACGAACUUGUUUCAGCAAAAAUUCUUAGUUUCAAAACUAUUUUCCCCGGAAAGUUUACUUGAAAAAAAAAUGUGAAGAUAUAUCUAACCGCUUGCCCGUCUCAACACUCAGCUUAUCUGUAAUCUGUUGAAACAUGGCGCACUUUUUUUUCUCUCUCUAGCUCCCGUGGGAGGGCGGGGGGUUAAGGCACGUGUAGAUAUACAAGUGUACAUCUAGAUUUAAACUGUGUACAUGUGUACACGCCAUAUGUAUAUCGUGUACAUUAAUUGACAGUAUUAUUGUUGUUAUUGACUUGUUUGCCAAUGUAAAUUAAAGCUUAUCAUUUUGUUUUGGUAUGUUUGCAGACAAAGUUUUAGUUUUUUAAAAACUUGUUUUUUUUUGUCAUUGUUUAGUUCGUGUGUUGUGUGUAAAUGAUUGGGGUCGGGGAAGAUAGGAGUGUGGUGUGAGAAA
Physella acuta is the source of this 5140-nucleotide messenger RNA. RefSeq names its product protocadherin-11 X-linked. NCBI's taxonomy places the organism in Eukaryota, Metazoa, Mollusca, Gastropoda, Physidae. Gene Ontology annotation, biological process: calcium-dependent cell-cell adhesion; cell migration; cell morphogenesis. Gene Ontology annotation, molecular function: cadherin binding; beta-catenin binding; calcium ion binding. Gene Ontology annotation, cellular component: adherens junction; catenin complex; plasma membrane. The record is from RefSeq and is a predicted model, not a curated record.